CAAAACACUCGUCUUCCCCAAUCAACCCAAUCCAUUCUACACUACAGUUGCAGUGCAGAAAGGGAGCUGCAGAACUCAAGCAGAGCAUUUUAAUGGCUUCCCAGCCCCCUAAACCCCUCUUCCUCUUCGCUUUUCCAAUUCUCACAACUCUCUUCACUACUGUCUCCUGCCUACGAAUCUACCAGUGCUCCCCAAACGGCAACUACACAGAAAACAGCCCAUACUACACCAACCUCCUCACCAUCCUUUCAUCCCUCCCAUCAAACAUCGACAACAAUGGCUUCAACAGCGCCUCGCAAGGCUCGACCGCCGCUGAUCGAGUGCACGCAGUUGCGCUCUGCCGAGGCGAUCUCCAGCUCGUCGCCUGUCGCGCCUGCGUCAAGACAGUCGCCGAGGAUCUGGUCACGUCAUGUCGGAAUCGGAGACAGGCUGUUUUGUGGGACAACGUGUGCAUGGUGAGGUACUCCGACGAGCCGAUUCUCAGGAUCCGGGCCGAUGCGCCGGGCCAUGUGGAGAAAAAUAUGGCGGCCAAUGCGACGAACCCGGAUCAAUUUAACGAUGAUUUGGGAUGGCUGUUGGGGACCCUUAUUUCCUCGGCGGCGUCGGGUGGGGAGCUGAUGAAGGUUGCGGCCGGAGAGAGGGGGACGGCGCUGAAUGCUACGAUUUUUGCGCUAUUGCAAUGCACGCCUGAUUUGUUGGCCGCGGAUUGCAAAACUUGUCUGGCGGCGCUCGCGGCGAGAGCACGGGCUUGUUGUAAUACAACAAUCGGGGCGAGAAUAUUGGCUCCGAGCUGCAUGCUUAACUACGAGACGUUCGCCUUUUAUAAUACGUCGAGGAUUCAAGAAGUUAAGCAGACGUUUCCGGUACCUCAGGACGGGCCAACGGUAGGUUCAUCUCCGCCUCCGACCAUGGCUGCAGUGCCGGUACCUUCACCACGAGGGAAACAAAAGGAUAGUAAAGCUCGAACCAUUAUUUUCAUCGUCGUUCCAAUUAUUUUUUGUCUACUAUUAUUGGCUUGCUGCAUCGUAAUGUCGAAGAGGAGGAAAGGAACAGAAAAGAAAUGUGCAACAGAACUCACAGAAAAUGAGACAAGAACAGCAGAAUCAUUGCAAUAUGAGUUUAAGAAAAUCAAAGAUGCAACAAACAACUUCUCCGAUGCUAAUAAGGUGGGAGAAGGCGGGUUUGGUGCUGUGUAUAAGGGGAAACUCGAAGAUGAUCAAGAAAUUGCAGUUAAACGGUUGUUUAUGGGUACGGGACAGCGAGAUUCAGAAUUUCAGAAUGAGAUCAUGUUACUGGCUAAACUUCAACACAGAAAUCUUGUUAGGUUGCACGGUUUCGCUCGGGAUCAGACAGAGAGAGUUCUUGUUUAUGAGUUUGUUAACAAUGGAAGCUUGGACCACUACAUAUUUGAUCAACCUACAGCUCAUUUUGUCGAUUGGGAUACACGAUUCAAAAUUAUAAGAGGUAUUGCAAAAGGUCUAUUGUAUCUACACGAGGACUCUCGGUUGCGCAUCAUUCAUCGUGAUCUAAAAGCAAGCAACAUCUUGCUCGACACAACCAUGAAUCCAAAAAUAGCGGACUUUGGCCUCGCAAGGUUAUGCAAUGAAACUGAAGCCAACACAAAAAGAAUUGUUGGAACCUACGGCUAUAUGCCACCCGAAUAUGUACAUCACGGGCGAUUCUCCAUCAAGACUGAUGUAUAUGGCUUCGGAGUUCUGGCCUUGGAAAUUAUUUGCGGACAGAAAAAUAGCAAUUUCCGAAACGAGGGUAUUACAAUCGAAGAAGGCUUGCUAAAUUAUGCAUGGAGAAAUUGGAACGAGCGAACAAUAGUAAACGUGAUAGAUCCUACAUUGCAAUCCGAGUCGAGUAACUUGGGCGAUAUAAUAAGAUGCGUACAUAUUGCUUUGUUGUGUGUUCAAGAAAGAACACAUGAUAGACCAACCAUGGCUUCGGUUAGUUUGAUGCUUAGCAAUUUCAACGCGACUUUACCACCGCCAACAAAGCCUGCAUUUUUUGUGUCCCGUUCCUCGGAUCAAGAGAGACCAGAAGAUCGGUUGGUCGAACAUACUCCUUUUUCUAACAACGAGGCUUCAAUUACGGAGUUGUAUCCGCGAUAAUUAGGUCGUUUUAUAUUUGAUUAAAUUGUAAAAUACCACGAUGUGCGUAUCUAGGGAAUAGUCCUUCAAAGCGAAUUAUACUUAGAUACAUCUAUUCGAUAAAAUUCUGAAUC
Messenger RNA from Andrographis paniculata, 2230 nucleotides. RefSeq names its product cysteine-rich receptor-like protein kinase 44. Gene Ontology annotation, biological process: protein phosphorylation. Gene Ontology annotation, molecular function: ATP binding; protein kinase activity. The record is from RefSeq and is a predicted model, not a curated record. Bases 93 to 2117 code for a protein of 674 amino acids. Lineage: Eukaryota; Viridiplantae; Streptophyta; Magnoliopsida; Lamiales; Acanthaceae. The transcript has 7 exons.